UUCUUGCAGGUGCGCACAUCUUGACCGACUCAGCAGGAAGGUCGAUUUUCUUCGCGUUUAAAGAGAAGAAAAAUGUCCCCGUGUCUGUAGAGAUGAUUUGCAGUUCAGCCCGGCUGAAGCUGAGCGAAUGAGACUAUGGGCUGUGCCUCCGCCAAGCAUGUUGCUACUGUUCAAAAUGAAGAGGAAGCCCAGAAAGGGAAGAGCUACCAGAAUGGAGAUGUGUUUGGCGAUGAGUAUAGGAUCAAACCGGUGGAAGAAGUCAAAUACAUGAAAAAUGGGGCCGAAGAGGAACAGAAAAUAGCAGCCAGGAACCAAGAAAACUUGGAAAAAAGUGCCAGUUCAAAUGCAAGACUUAAAACGAAUAAAGAGAUUCCGGGAUUAGUUCAUCAACCCAGAGCAAACAUGCACAUCUCUGAGAGCCAACAAGAAUUCUUCAGAAUGCUGGAUGAAAAAAUCGAAAAGGGUCGAGAUUACUGUUCGGAAGAAGAGGAUGUCACAUAGCACCAAUCGGACACUCAAACCAGGAGCUACUACUGUGUAAAUAGGUUACACCCCAGUCGAAAUCUUUACAAAGGUCGGUCCUCUUCAAGGAACAGCGCUAUAGCAAAAGAAGAGCGUUCCAUAUCGUAUGCCCCAUUAAAUCACAGUGUUUCCCAAUGAACUUGCAAAGGAAUAUUGCUAAAAACAAACAAAAAAAACUGUCAUUGAACUUUCUUUGUUGCUGCUAGUUAAAACUCGUUGCAACUUUUCACUUCUCUUGUGUCCAGGUAUGCAGCAAAAUUCUGCGAUUUCACCUUAAAGAUACUGUUGGUUUUACAGAGGCUCUCCAACCUAUUUUCUAUAAGACGAGGUAGUGGUGAACUCAGAUUAUCCAACUUCUGUUCUAGAGCGUUCCGCUUCUCCGCGUCUCCUUCCCUCUGUCCUUCCGCCCUGUCUGUCCCGGAGCGGCCCGGAGCCUUGCUUCUCACUGGCGAUGUUGUGCUUUGGAGAUGGGAUGGUUGCUAUGGCGAGCCGUGUUUCUCUGCUAAGAAGGAGAGAAGCUCGUAUCGAUUAAAAGCAUGUUGUGACCUGACUCCUGGAAGUGACCCAGGAGCGCAGCAGGUUGUUUCAUUUACUGGGUAUCGUAAUCAAGGAUUAAGCUUGCAAACAUUGGCUUCGCUCAGAUGCAGACGCAAGUGUGAUCACAAUCAUUUCAAAUCCUUCCUCCCCACUUUUUUUUCUAAGAAAAUAAACAUUUUACUGUUUUUAUGUAUCUUUGUCUUCUCCCAUUCAUCCAGUUCAGUGUCUUAUGAUGCUCCCGGGUGCGAAUGAUGAGCCCUCCUUUGCAAUGACACCGAGAAUUGACAAUGACACCUAACGGCUCCCUACCUUCCCGUGAAUAAUCUACCAAGAAUUAGCUGGGCAGCAGGAGGUCAGAAGAGAUGAGGGGACAUCCCAUGACUUUUUAGGAGGGCCCAAAACCACCCUGUUACCUUCAUUGUAUUAGCAAAUAAACCACCCUCUUUCCCUAAUUCUCUCCCUUCAGUGAUACAGGAACCUGGUCACUUUCUUUGCCUCUUCCUUGCAGCCCUGGAUAGUACAGUGAGAAAUGUUUCCCUACCUGAAAACGUAGCACAUUUACACUGGUGACAGUGUCUGGAGAUGCAAAAGCUGACGCCCCAGGGCAGUCGUGGACAAUGUGAACUGUGGGUUUGGUAGAGUUUAUUUUUCCAUAUUAUAUGAAGAGAAUGAUCUCUUCCCAAAGACAGAAGUAAUAUUUUUAACAAAUGUUGUCACAAGUAAAUAGCCAUCAAAAGGAGAAAAUAACUUUUGUAUUUUUUUAAUGCAUUUGAUAGCUUUGACGAGGGUCGUCUUUGUUACUUUCUGGGGAGGGCACCCUAUUCAAUGCUAAGCCACAGCCCAGGCUUGGGUCGGUCCCACAGAAACCCAGAAGGAGCACUGUCUGUUCCUCUCUCUGGGAGUUGUGAAUGGGAAGGGCCUGGCCAUCGGCCUCACGGCCACCCUCCGAAAGUGGGAAGUUCAUACGUUCUGGGAGUCAAGCGAUCCCCUGCCACAGAAUUUGUUCUUACUGAGAAGAUGAGCCUUGACUUUAAAAUCCAUCCACAUAAGCGAUGGCCCCACUGAUGAGCUAACGGUGAGAUUCCUCGUCUCCUUGUAGACCAGGGCACAAAGGGAAAGGAAGGAAACUCAGUCAAGAGCGAUAGAAAAUGGACUCGAAUGUUAGCAACAAAGGCCCUUGAUUCUUUCAGCCAGCAGCAGCUAUUCUGGGGAGCAGCUGUGGUUGUUACAUAAAUAGAGAAGCAGCCAAAAUUCAAGGCUUUUUAUCCCGCUUCCAGCAGAAAAAUGCCGGGAGAGUCAAGUCGUCCCGCCCAGGGUUUUCAGUUCCCUCCCUUUGUAUGGUUUUGGCCAAGUGACUAAAACUGUUUUUGUCAACUGUAAACACAAUGCUCAGCCCCAAGCCCCACCUCAGACUUGCCCAUGGAGGACUUUGUUCACUGCUAUGCCGAUGACCUUGUCCCGGGAUUUCUUGUUCUUAUAAAGCAGACGCUAACCAUCCUCCAUGUCACUCCUCCACGUGGUGUCUCAGGCAGUGUCUGCGCACGUGGCCACAGCACCAAGUACUUCUUGGGAACCUGACUCUUGAGUGUUUUGUGAGACAGGAAACUGGUUCCCGUGAAACAGUGACCUGUCCCCUGGAGCUCUGUCUUCCAGUGCCAACACUGGAGACCUCUUUGAAGUGCAGAAGUGAUUUUAUCUGCCGACACAUUUGGUACAUCUAGAAAUAGAUCUGAGGCAUGGGGUGGUCGAGCAGGUUGGCAAGAAACGCUUGAUUAUGUUAGCAACGCUUAGAACUGUCUGUUUUCCAUUUGUUGGUUUUAAUCAUAAAAUUGUCAAGUGA
This is a messenger RNA of Miniopterus natalensis, 2899 nucleotides long. The record is from RefSeq and is a predicted model, not a curated record. NCBI's taxonomy places the organism in Eukaryota, Metazoa, Chordata, Mammalia, Chiroptera, Miniopteridae.